Molecule: messenger RNA, 1453 nt
Organism: Epinephelus fuscoguttatus (brown-marbled grouper)
Lineage: Eukaryota; Metazoa; Chordata; Actinopteri; Perciformes; Serranidae
Product: G-protein coupled receptor 4-like
Exons: 4
Coding region: 70-1035 (321 amino acids)
Biological process (GO): positive regulation of Rho protein signal transduction; phospholipase C-activating G protein-coupled receptor signaling pathway
Cellular component (GO): membrane
Molecular function (GO): G protein-coupled receptor activity
Source: RefSeq, a predicted model, not a curated record
GUUCACAGAGAAAACAAAUUAUCAGACACUGGUGUAGGGCUAUAGCUUUCGAAGGUUUCACUCUGAAGAAUGGAAGAUUUACACAUUAACAACACUUCACAGGACAACAGCGACUACCACAGCAACAUCAUCUUUGGCUACAAUGAUUACCGUGUAGAAGCAGGAUUCAUUAUUAAAGUCUUUACAUGCAUAUUCAUAAGUAUCGGCCUUCCUUUAACGCUCAUGGCCAUCUACGCUCUUUAUUCGCAGGUGAGAAAUGAUCAUGUUGCUCCGAUCUACAUCAUCAACCUUCUAAUUUCGGACCUUAUUCAGUUCUGCUGCAUGAUCGUUGAGGUGGUGCAACCUGAGGAUUCAACAACAGACACUAUCUUCACUCUAAUUUACAUCUAUAGUCUGGGGGCCAGUGUUGGCUUCAUGGUGUGUGUCGCCCUGGAAAGGUAUUUGGUCAUCGCCUGCCCACUGUGGUACCGCUUCAGACGAACCAUCAAGAUCUCUGUGCUGGUCUGUGUCGUGGUCUGGGUCCUUCCUGCUCUCUGUCUCCUCAGUGUCUCUUUUUGCUCUAAUUAUCGUAUUAAAGACAUCAUCUUCACCGUCUUUUUACUCCUUCCCCUCCCACUGCUCAUAUUCUUCCUGGGUGGGACCCUCAGAGCUCUGUCUGCCUGCAUCUCGGUCCCAUCUGACGAAAAACGACGUGUUGUAGGAAUGUUGGUCCUGGUGCUGCUGAUUUACACGCUGCUGUUUCUUUCCCUCAUCAUUUGGUUACUGACAAAGGGAGAUAAAAUGAACACCUUCCUCACUGAAAUGUCUUUCACUUUAAUUAAGUUGAGUCCUCUUGCAGACUUAGUUCUGUAUGUUUUCAUGAGGAAAGGUGCCAUAGACAGGCUCUUGGCCGCUGUGUGUUGUUGCAGAAUGGACAGCAAUGAAACCAGCAGUACGGCAGUAUCAGUGGUGACAACACAUCCACAGUCAGCUUCAAGUAGGCAGAGACAGAGGGACACAGAGACAGAGAUAGAGGAGGGAACAGAAGACAUGUAGGCUGACAGGAAGGACAGAGACACAACAGAUUCUGUCCUCUACUGAUAUGAUUUCCAGUAAGACACCUAACUGUAGAUAGCAGGAAGUCUUGUCCUGACUCUGCUGUGGGAGUUCUGCUCACUGGGAAAUUUGUGAUGGCUUCAAAAACGUUAAUCAAAUAUGUUUUCCAUAAGUUUAGCUGUAAGCUGAUGUCUAUCAUUAUCAUUAAUCACAGAAACAAACCAGAUAUUAUCUUUGAUUCACUGAGCUCAUUAAAGCUGCCACACUGUCUUAAACUAAACCUUUAUUUAGACUUUAACACAGAAAGAGCAUCUUAACAAGUCUGCAGGACCUUUUACUGCUUUAGUCUCUCAUAUUCAUUUUUAAUGAGGUUGUUUACUCUUCUCUGUUGUAACUAUUUUCAGCAGGUAAUAAACUA